Molecule: messenger RNA, 1494 nt
Organism: Aspergillus tanneri
Lineage: Eukaryota; Fungi; Ascomycota; Eurotiomycetes; Eurotiales; Aspergillaceae
Gene: RRB1
Product: ribosome biosynthesis protein RRB1
Exons: 3
Coding region: 1-1494 (497 amino acids)
Molecular function (GO): protein binding
Source: RefSeq, a predicted model, not a curated record
AUGUCCAAACGAGCCGCUGAUAAUUCGGACGAGCAAUCUGCCGCUCUUAAGGCCGGAGAACGCCCUUUCACCGACGCCCCUCCAGACGAGGUGGGGGAGUUUGAAGAUGAGUUUGAGGAUGAAUUCGAGAGUGAGGAUGAGAUCCUGGAAGCCGGUGUCGAUGGACGUCCCGAUGCAGAGCUGGAAGAGGAGCAGAAGGAUGCAGAGGCAAUGGAGUUAGAUCAACAGACAUUUAUUCCUGGAAGGACGAAACUCGGCCCCGGAGAAGUUCUAUCUCCUGAUCCAUCGACAUAUGAUAUGCUACACACACUCAGCACCCCAUGGCCCUGUCUCUCGUUUGACAUUGUGCGUGAUUCCUUGGGCGACAACCGCAGGACAUACCCCGCAACAGUUUACGCGGUCGCUGGUACGCAGGCCGAGGGUGGACGAUCAAAGGAGAAUGAAUUGAUGAUACUGAAGAUGAGCGGAUUGAGCAAGAUGGACAAGGGAAAUGAAACGGACUCAGAGAGCGACUCGGACGACGAUGACCUCGGUGAACCCAUCCUUGAGUCCAAGAGUAUCCCGCUGGGCUCCACGACAAACCGAAUUCGGGCACACCAGACCCCAUCCCAAUCGGGAGAUUAUAACAAACCCCCUCAAACCCUCACCGCCACCAUGCUUGAGAACUCACAGGUUGUGAUCCACGACGUCACCCAACAUCUUGCCAGUUUCGACGUCCCUGGCACCGUGAUACCCCCUUCCGCGUCGAAACCAGUAUCGACACUCCGGAUGCACAAGUCGGAAGGUUAUGCGCUCGACUGGUCUCCGUUACAGCCAUUGGGGAAGCUGCUAACGGGCGAUAAUGAUGGAUUAAUUUAUGUCACGACGCGCACUGAAGGAGGCGGAUGGGUGACCGAUACCCGACCGUUCACUGGCCAUAUGUCCUCCGUUGAGGAGCUACAGUGGUCUCCCAAUGAGAAGAACGUCUUUGCCUCCGCUAGCAGUGAUGGCAGCGUCAAGGUUUGGGAUGUGCGAUCCAAGUCUCGGAAGCCCGCUGUGGAUGUUCAGGUGUCCACCACUGAUGUGAACGUGAUGACCUGGUCUAAUCAAACAUUCCAUCUUCUCGCCACCGGUGCCGAUGAUGGGCAAUGGGCGGUGUGGGAUUUGAGACACUGGAAGCCGGAUGCUUCGGCACCCUCCUCACAGAUCAAGGCGUCCCCCGUAGCGGCGUUCGACUUCCAUCGGGAGCCCAUUACGAGUAUUGAAUGGCACCCGUCCGAUGAUAGCGUGGUUGCUGUUGGGUCUGCAGAUAACACGGUUACAUUGUGGGAUUUGGCUGUUGAGUUAGACGAGGAGGAGAGCCGACAGGCUGGCAUGUCGGACGUACCACCACAGUUGCUGUUCGUUCACUAUGCCGAAUCGGUCAAGGAGGUGCAUUGGCAAGCUCAGAUGCCUGGUACUGUAAUGGCUACUGGAGCUGCCGGGUUUGGUAUUUUUAAGACAAUCAGCGUGUAG